CAUACAUUUUAAAACAAUAAGAACAAAACUGAAAAAAUUUUCCUUUUUUAUUUUCGAAAUUUUUCUGAUCGGCAAUAAACUGGCUAAAACUUUAUUUGGUCAUGUGAUUAUGUGAGUUACCACAAAAAAGAGCUUGGCCUGGUCGGUUUUGCGUUUCUCAGAUAAGAUACUGUGACCUUGACACGAAAUUGGCAUUGAACAUCAGUUUUUUGAACUACAAAUUUGGGAAUUUUUUUAUGGGAAAAUCGGAAAACAAUAAAAAAUGGCGUGUUGAAAUAAAAAGUUAAAAGAUAAUGUUGUUUCUUGCAAAAGUUGUAAGAAUGCCACACAUUGUUUUUGCGAUCUAAAUUGUGCGUCCUCGUGAUUUUCUUAAUGCUCCCACACGAUUUCAUCAGAUAGUUGUUAUUGGCUGUUGUUGCCUUUUUAUUUCAACUCCAUUUACAUAUUCCUUUAUUCCGGGUUUCUAAGCCUCAAUGCAUAUAUUUCAGUCAGGCUGGGCGUCAGAGAAAGGUAUUUAUUCAAGAAACAAACGGGAUUUCUCUUCUAGGAUACCGUCGAUCUGAAAAAGAAACUAGCAUUAAAACGCUUUCUUGAAAUGUUGGAAAGAUUAAAAAAAUUCACUACGGUGGAAAGAACGAUAAUUGGUUGAAAAAAACGCUCCUAGUUGAAGUUAAAAAUCAAUUCAUUCUGAAUAAUUUUCAAAUUCAAUGAGUAUUGAAAAUUAUCAAGGUGCAAACAUUUCGGGGACGGAGAAAGUGGGAGGAAGGAUUCGGAAGCUAAAAAGAGGGGCAUGUGAAGAAACCUAUUUCUAGAUACUGAAUAAUUACAAGCUUACUUUUCCUCUGUACAGUCAACACAUAGAUUAAAAUGAUGGGGAGAAUAGAUAUAAAGGAUGAGUACAAUAUGGUGUACAUGAUAUUCUUCUAUCUCUCGGUUGGGAUGCUUCUACCAUGGAAUUUCUUUAUUAACGUCAACGGUUAUUGGAUGUUCAAAUUUAGAACUGUCAACGAAACCAUAGAGGGAAACAAUACAGAUAUUGGUCCAGGUAAGCUGAAUGACCGCCAGCUUGAGUUCACUGCAGAUCUAGCUUUAGCUGCCAUGCUUCCUAAUGUUAUGUUUCUCAUUGUUAACGGUUUGAUAGGACAUAGACUGAGAAUUAUUCCCAGGUUGAUUUUUUCCCUGAUUGGAGUGGUUAUAUUAUUCAUGGUUACGACUGGGUCUUGGUGGUGUGAUCACAGCACUGCUAAAUAUAAUUCUAUUGGCUAUUGGAGGAAAUGACGUGGAUGCCGCGUUCUAUUGUUUCCUGCUUUCAGUCGUCUUCCUUUCCGGCUCAGUUUUAGUAUUUUUUGGCCUCACGAAGACAAGGUUGUUCAAGCACUAUACACAGAGUGCAAUAACUUUAUCAAGUGAGGAAACAUCUCUCCUUGAUCCUCCAGGAGUCAACCAAGAGGUUUCUUUGAUCGAGGUGAUCAAGAUCAUCUGGGAGGAGGAGAUCACCGUCUUUCUCAUCUAUGUUGUCACUCUGGCCUGUUUUCCGGCUGUCACUGUUCUUGUUCAAUCCACAAAUAAGGGAUUGCCGGGGUCCGGAAACUGGGAAAACCUGUACUUUGUUCCUGUUUCCUGUUUCCUGUUUUUCAACUUGGGAGAUUAUUUUGGUAGAACAUUAUCCUCCAUCAACCGUUUUCCUAAACCUGGCCCUAAACUCUGCCUUCUUCUAGCUGUCGUCAGGAUUUUCUUCAUUCCCUUGUUCAUGAUGUGCAAUGCAGUACCAGAGAGUCGCUACUAUACACCCAUCCUGAUUUACUCUGAUACGGCCUACAUCCUCCUCAUCUUCAUCUUAUCCAUCAGCAACGGGUACAUGACCGGCAUAGUGAUGGUGUCUGCACCCUACAGAGUUCCGGUUCAUCUCAAACAAACAGCUGCAAACUUCAUGGCCGGGAUACUUGGAGUAGGUUUAGCAGCUGGAGCAGCUAUAAGUUCAGCUGCUGUUCAGCUUCUGUAACAUCUGGAGCAGCUUUAAGUGCAGCUGCUUUUCAGCUUCUAUAACAGCAGCCACAGCUCUUGUGACUACUGCUGCAGCUAUAAGUACAGCUGUUGCACAGAUCUAUUUACAGCUGGAGUAUCUUUUAGUGCAGCUGUUGCACAGGUAUUAACAGCUGAAACAGCUAUUACUUCAGCUAGCUCAAGUAGCUGCCACUGUAGAUUUCAUGUAGCAGCUAUUAGUUUAGUUUUUAUGUAGCUCAUGUGGCAGCUGUUUAUUCAACUAUAAUAAAGCUCCUGCACCACGUAGCAGUGACCAGGUCAAUUACUGGUCCACUUCAUCAUGAGCUAUUAGUUUAACUAUUAAAUUUCUCUUUUAGCAGCUAUCAGUCCAUCUUGUUUUUAGGCAAAUUUAUAGUUCCUAUAAUUGCUUGUUGUUUAGCUAUUGUAUGGUUCCUCCUGUAGUGCAGCUAAUGUAUUGUUUCUGUAUAAGCUAUUUGUCUUAUAGCAACUUUGUAGCUUCUGUAGCAGCUAUAAGUAAAGCUACUGUAAAGCUUAUAUAGCAGAUAUUAUAUCAGCUAUUUUUAUCUGGCUUCCGUCCGUAGCUGUAGUACUUAUCAAAAAGAUAAGCUAUUAUACAGCUCUUUCUAAAGGAUUGUUACAAUAAUGUAAAUAAAAAUAAAAUGAACAGUUAAGUUUAAGAUGAUUGCGUGCGUAAGACAGAAAGAGAAAACGAUAAUUAUACUUGUAUAUUUUUAUUAAUUAUAUUUCUUACAUGAUGAAUAAAUUUAAUUGAAUGCUA
Messenger RNA from Eurytemora carolleeae, 2782 nucleotides. RefSeq names its product equilibrative nucleoside transporter 1. NCBI's taxonomy places the organism in Eukaryota, Metazoa, Arthropoda, Copepoda, Calanoida, Temoridae. Gene Ontology annotation, biological process: nucleoside transmembrane transport. The record is from RefSeq and is a predicted model, not a curated record. Gene Ontology annotation, cellular component: plasma membrane. Gene Ontology annotation, molecular function: nucleoside transmembrane transporter activity.